AAUAAUGUGCUACUCAUCAGACCAAUCUUGUGAUAAUUCAAAAAGUUAACAUAGCUUGACAGAAUUAUGACUUUGGGAUUCAUAGCUCAGCACUUUUUUGGGAGUUUUAAAGGCGUACACCGUCACAAGCACAUUUUGAUUUUGCAAGGAAGAGAAUGUUUUCACAAAUGGUGAUUUUGAGGGCACAAGCAUGGCUGUUUAUACUGAGUUUCAAAUUUAGCUCAUCCCAGUGCCCCAAAACACAAAGACUGCAACUGUAAACAUGCUGGCUAUUCAAAUUUCAAUCAUUUAAUAACUAUGUUUUUACGUUAACCCUAAUGUGUAUUUUAUUUCAUGUAAUGUGAAUAUAUGAUCUUAAUUGUAUUACUGUUACUUCUAAGUGAGACAUUGUCAAACAUACAGAGCGGGACAUUACAAAUUCUAACAGUCAGAAAAGCAAGGAGACCAUUGUGUCAUCCCUUCCUGUUUACAUUGUGAGAAUAGCAAGGAUUGGUUGUCAGAAAUUGAGUCACACCGUGUACAUCUCCACAGCAGCCAAUGAAAUAAAUAAUACUCAUUACAUCCCUCCCCCUGUUACAUAACUGUAAUCGCUCAUGGCUCACUGCACAACUGGAACACGCACAGGAGGGGAGAUGGAGAAAGAAAGAAAAAAAAUUGUUAAUGUGAGAAUGGCAUGACGCAGGAACAUGGGCGAGAUUUCAAUUUAAAAAGAGAUGAAUAUAGUAGAACGCAUAAUACUAAAAAAAUAGAUGGCAAGAUUAAUAGAGUUGGGUUUAAAAUGAGUGGUUAUUAAAUGUACACAAAAGCCUCUCAUCUACAGUACUUUUAUACUAGUAAUAUUUGAACCGAUUGAGGGUUUGUUUUUUUUUUUUGCUUUGUUUUUUUUACCCAGACCUUUUUAAAUUUCUCACAUACUGCUGUGAAUGUUUUUUGUUGUUGUUGUUGUUUUUGCUUUUAAUCCUGGAUAGUUGAGGCUGCCAUUCUUGUCUACACAUGAUCCUACUUACCAAAUUGCUGCAGCUGUCUUUCUCUGAUUUACACGAUGUCUGUGUUACUGAUUUGUUACUCUCUGACCAGGUAUCUCUUCUCUCUUCCUUUUUGCUGGUCACAGAGACGUAGCCCGGGGUUGAAAAGUAACACCUCCGGUGAAGAAAUUGUCAGACCAAGACGUGUUGUUUCCACUGUGACCCCCACACUUGGUGUUGCUCCAAAAGCCCCCAGCAGCCAGCAGACACCAGCCUCUGAAGAAACUGCUAAUUUAUUUGGGCCCCCAUUGGAAACUGCAUUUGGUGAACAAAAAACGGAAGUGGUUCUGUCUGAGUCUGAUGUGUGGGGGGCUUCUGUGUCAGAGACUGACUCCUCUGUGACAAGAGCUUUCCCCACAGGAACUCCACCACCACUUCCACCGAAGAAUGUCCCAACAUCUCCUCUGACAACUGACACUGCCUCUCCAAAUGACACCGAAGCUGAGAAUUCCACAAGAAAGACAUCUAUACCUGACUUAGAUAACCUGUUUGGUCCAGAGCAGGUUCCUUCUGCAAAUGAGGAUGCAGGUGAUACCUGGGUGUGCUUUAGUGAGCAGUCUCCUGACCGCCCACCUCUACCAAAGGAGCCAGCACCUCCAGUUUCCUUAUCCCCACCUCUUCCAGAGGAAGCAGCACCUCCAUCGCAAGCCUCCCCACCUAUUCCUGACUCUCCUGCCACAACUUUACCUGUAUCACCUCCUCCCCCAGAAGACACAGCAGCUCAUCUCUCCGAACCUGCUUCUCCAAAAGAAGUUCCGGUUUCCCCUCUCGCAAUUUCCUCUCCACCCUCAGAGGAACCUGCUGCACCUUCUUUUUCUUCUGGGCCUUCUACACCUAAGGACCAAAAGCUGGUCUCGCCUACCACUUCGUCACUCCCUUCACCUAAAGAACUUUCAUCUCCUCUAACUUCAACACAUCCACCUGUUGAUUCGCCAACCAGCAUCCCAACAGUUCCCAAAACAAAUACGCCUCCGUCAGGGACUUCACUUGAAAAGGAAUUAGCAACAUGCUCCAUUCCACCAGUCCAGACAAGGAAUACAGAUGAAAAAAGACACAAAAAGGAUGAAGGUGAAAUUGCCACUUCACCCAAAGAUGCAAGCCAGGGUACCAGAACUACGCCUCCAACACCCCCUCCUCCAACGUACCGAGCAGUGGUCUCAUCACCUGGUCCAACUUCAGUAGGUGGUACGAAAAGCGGUUCGUCAUCUCCAGUGCGGCCUGCAACGCCUACAACAGUCAACCCUACUCCACCUCCUCCUCCACCCCGGCCCCCAUCACGACCCAAACUUCCUCCUGGAAAGCCAAGUGUAGGAGAUUCCAAUCGUCCAUUUAGUCCACCCAUUCAUGCGGCCAGCCCCCCUCCUAUUGCACCUUUGGCCCGGGCAGAGAGCACCUCUUCCAUCUCCUCUACAAACUCCCUGAGUGCUGCUACCACUCCCACCGUCAGUAAGGACCUCUCUGUAUCAGAAGACGAUGCUUAUGUAGACAAGCUGCCUUCAUUUGGGAGACAUUUUGAUUCAUUUGCAGGCUGCUCCAGAGGGCCGAGUCCUCUCACCAUGGGUGCUCAGGACACGCUCCCCGUGGCUGCUGCGUUCACAGAGACAGUCAAUGCCUUUUUUAAAGGGGCUGACCCUGGCAAGUGUGUUGUGAAGAUUAUAGGUGAGAUGGUUUUGUCGUUUCCAGCGGGAAUCACACGGCACUUUGCCAAUAACCCGUCCCCCGCCGUGCUAACCUUCAGCAUAACCAACUACAAUCGACUGGAGCAUGUGCUGCCUAACCCCCAGCUACUUUGCUGCGACACCGUCACACAAGCCAAGGCUGAUGCCAAGGACUUCUGGGUGAACAUGCCAAACCUGAUUGCUCAUCUAAAGAAGGUAUCUGAGCAGAAGCCACAGGCAACAUACUAUAAUGUGGAUAUGCUGAAGUAUCAGGUAUCAGUACAGGGUCCUGUGUCAACUCCCAUUAAUCUGGCCGUGAACUGGCGGUGUGAACCCACCAGUACAGACCUGAGGAUAGACUACAAAUAUAACGGCGAGGCCAUGUCAACGCCGAUGGCGCUUAACAAUGUACAGUUUCUUGUCCCGGUUGAUGGAGGCGUUUCCAAACUGCAAGCUGUAUUACCUCCAGCUGCAUGGAACGCAGAGCAGCAAAGAAUCCUGUGGAAGAUUCCAGAUAUCUCCCAAAAAUCAGAAAAUGGAGGUGUGGGAUCUUUGUUAGCCCGCUUCCAGCUAACGGAAGGCCCGAGUAAACCAGCUCCACUGGCUGUACAGUUCACGAGUGAGGGCAGCACAUUGUCAGGCUGUGAUAUUGAACUGGCUGGGCCUGGGUAUCGUUUCUCACUUGUCAAGAAGAGGUUUGCGGCUGGAAAGUACCUGGCGGACAACUAACUCCAUAACAACACUGCUGAACAAAUGAACUUCAGGGGAAACAGAAUAACACAGAGGACAGACAAACAUUCAUUCUUCACCUUUUCAGACAGAGAGCCCAGGACUACAGCCUACCCAGCAGUAUUGUAAAACUUUCAUAUAGCAUUGUGAAACCAUUUUCUGAUCAUGUUAAUUGGUGUUACUAUUUAUUUAUUAGAUUAUAUUCAAUUUGCUGGCAUUAUGCUGCUGGACUCUUUGCCCCGCCCCCACCAAAGUCUGUGCCUCUUCUUUGUACAUAGCUGCCUCACCAGCCAGGUUCUACUCUAGAUAACCUGAUAGUAAAAAAUUCUCAACUGAAGCAUUAUCUGAAAUGGGAACACUUCAUACUGAGGCAAAGACAACACUCAUUCAUUAGCACAAAAUAAUGUUAUCAGUCCACUUCCCGGUAUUGGAACUCUAUUGUCAUUGUCUUACGGUGUCAGAUAUUUCCAUUGUCAAAUAUUGUUUGAUACACGCCCGAACACCAAUAAUGUCGUGUUCAUGCUUGUCUUGACAGCACAAAUAGUCAAGAAAAUUUGACCAAUAUUCUGGAUGCAUCUACUGUUUCGUUAGGGUCCUUGUACUCACAUUAUUGUUUUCCUUUGCAAACAAAAUGCACUGAGCAGUUUGUCCCACUGCUCUCCUAAUCUUUGCAAUCAUGGAGAUGUAUCUGGCAGGCAGUUACAAUGAUAAACUAAUGUACCCAUGAUGACAUUGAAAAAAAAGUGUUUUCCUUUAAGAACUUGUACAUAGUGUCAUUUAAAAUCAAUAAUAUAUAUCUUUAAGGGCAUUUGGUGUUUUCCUUGUAUUGUCACAUAGCCUUUCUGUUGUCCCAAAGGCAACAGUGGUAACUGCAAAUUACAUGAAAGCAUCCUUUUGUUUUUCAUAAAUGGUAUGAUUUGUUGUACAAAAUGUGAUUCUGUAUAUGAUUAGAUUUUGAACGGUGUCACGACCAUAACCCUAAAAGGUAUAAAUAUUUCAACUCUUAUCUGUGUAGUUGAGUAACGUGUACAGUAUAACGUAUAAUUUUUUAAUUUGUUUCAGAUAUAAUUUUUUAAUUGAAGUGCAACAGAGGUUUUGAGCUAUAUAUGUGUAUAUAUAUAUAUGGGUGGGUAGGGUAAGGUAUCUUGAAAUGAUAAAUCUCCUUGAGGAUGCUGUUUUUUGCUUUGUGAAAGCAGUGUUAAUGUAGACUUAAGUUAAUCAUGGGAAAGGUUCACAUUGAAAUGCAAAUUCACGUUCAUGCUGAAGUUUAGAUGAGGAUCAUGGAUCCAUGGCAUCCAUCACUGGUAAUCAUUAAUACACCCUAAUAAAUUCUUACAGUUUAACAUCGCCAGCUCUAUGUUAAGACGAGGAAGAUAGCAUACUCAAAAAAGGGUAUCUCUGUGCUGAUCUUUGAAAAAUAAAGGGAAGUGAAUUUGCAUUAUCACUUUUCCUGGUCUCAACUAUUGUUACCACUACACUUCGCUACCUUACUUUUCUCUCCAGAUUUGACUUCCUGAUUUGCAUUUCAAUUACCAGCUUGUUCCUCCAUAACCCGCUUGAAUCCAUAGCUUUAUUUUACAUAAUUGUAAUGGUCUCUGUGAGAUGACAUGAUGAGGUUGUAGAAGGAGGUUAAGUUGACCAAAAUGCUUUGUGUGUGUGCGUGUACUCAGUCCGUCAACUCUCUGUAAAUGAGAAUAAGGGGAAUAUUUUUAAUGCUUAUAAUAAUUUAAAACAAAAAAAACAGAAAAAUAUUUUAUUGUUUAUUGUGGGGGAGGGAGGGGAACACUGUGCCGAUAUUGUCUAUCUUCCUGAAUGGUCUUUGAUGAGCCUUCUGAAGACGGAAGUGUGUAUGUGAAGUGUUGCCCAAAUCCACGCUAUUGUCUUGUAAGUCAAUGUUGUGCUAAAUACACCCAAACAUGGUCGAGUAAGGUCUGUUGUAGAAACAUCUUAAACUGGGUUUAGAGCAACAAAGCAAUUAUUCUGACAUCAAUGUUCCCAAAAAGUUUGUUAUUUUAAUAAUCUUGCCAGUCAGAAAGUAAUAUUUUGGUAAAUAUCAAAGCAAUUGCCUAACAGACUCUUCAGAAUUAUUUCCAACUGCCCCGAAUGUAUUGUUUAAUUAUGCAUUGGUUUCAAAUUAAAACAGGUUGCCAAUCAUUUAUCACUCAUCUCAGUCUUUUUAGGUAAAAAUAGACAAUCGUUUCCAGACUCUGUAAUGAAUAUGUCCUUCAGUAAUUCAACAUUGCUUGUAGAGCAUGCAGAAAAACCAGGGCAACCUUUACUUCCAGGUAAUUCUAAAAUGAUGUUUUGUGCUGUGUACUCACUCAUUUACUGUCAACAAGAACUGUUGUUGUUUUUUCCUGCGUGCUGUGAGUAAGAAUGCUUUUAACAUCAAACAUGUGCAAGCUCAAUGCUAAACUGGAAACUUUGUUUGCUUCCUUCCAAAUUCAAUAAAAGUUCUAACUCCAUA
Messenger RNA from Corythoichthys intestinalis (scribbled pipefish), 5879 nucleotides. It is a transcript of the gene sgip1a, whose product is annotated as SH3GL interacting endocytic adaptor 1a. Gene Ontology annotation, molecular function: actin filament binding. The record is from RefSeq and is a predicted model, not a curated record. Gene Ontology annotation, biological process: actin filament polymerization. Bases 1043 to 3412 code for a protein of 789 amino acids. Gene Ontology annotation, cellular component: plasma membrane; actin filament; cytoplasm. The transcript is spliced from 17 exons. NCBI's taxonomy places the organism in Eukaryota, Metazoa, Chordata, Actinopteri, Syngnathiformes, Syngnathidae.